Coffea arabica (coffee) is the source of this 1683-nucleotide messenger RNA. RefSeq lists its product as uncharacterized. The record is from RefSeq and is a predicted model, not a curated record. NCBI's taxonomy places the organism in Eukaryota, Viridiplantae, Streptophyta, Magnoliopsida, Gentianales, Rubiaceae. Gene Ontology annotation, cellular component: membrane.
ACCUCACUUUCAAACUUUUGACCAAAAGCCUCCCAAUACUUUCCACGACUUAUUAUAUAUAUUUUAUUCAUCCGUGGAUCAAAAAUUAAAAUUUCAAAUUCCCAAAAAAUUUUAGCUCAAAAUUUUGCAGAAGAAGCCAUGGCUUCGCCGGCAGACAACAGCGGAGGAGAAGACAUUGAGCACGGUGGUGGAGUGGCAGUGGAGAUGACCGCAACCGCCGCAACAGAAUCAUUAUCACCUUCUUCUUCUCCUAUGGAGGACGCGAUUUCAAUUUCCGAUGAACAUAUUACUCCAUUGUUGAAUCAAUCACAAAGACCUAGAGUCAACAUCUUCUCCGUUUCUCACUCCAGAAGAAGGCCUGUUAAGGAGCAAAUAACAAGAUUGGCUGAAACAGAGACAUCACCAUUCGUGCAGUUUACCGUUUGGAUAUGGGAUGGUUCUAGGUACUCUGGUAUGCUAUGCAUGGCCUUAUCAUCUAUUAUCUACUGUAUCAUGGAAGUUCUUUCAGAUGUUUUCACUGCUCAAUCAAUUCCUCUUUUUGAGAUGGCAUUUACCAGAUGUACAGUUAUUUUGAUUUUGUCGUUUGUAUGGUUGAAAAGAAGCAGACAGCCAAUAUUUGGUACAUCAAGUGUCAGAAAACUAUUGGUUCUAAGUGCAUUCAUGGGAUACCUGUCAUUGUUGAGUUUUAUUUAUUGCAUUCAAAGAGUACCUCUUUCUCAGGCAAUCAUGUUGAACUUUACUACUCCAAUUGUGGCUGCAGUUGCUGCAAGAGUCAUAUUGCAUGAGAAGUUAAAAAUUGCAGAAAUAGGAGGUCUUGCUUGCAGUUUCUUUGGCGUACUUUUUAUCUUCCGGCCAGUGCUCAACAUACAAGGCUCAACUGAAGCUGGAGAAGCAAAUAUUUCUUAUGUCAAGGGAAGUAAUCAUUUAUAUGCAGUUCUAGUUGGUUUAGUUUCAUCAACAGUUGGCGGAGUUAGCUACUGCUUUAUAAGGGCUGGAGCUAAGGCAGCUGAUCAACCUUUACUCACUGUCUUUGCAUUUGGCUUAUUUGCCACUCCUGCUGCAGCAAUAUGUGCAUUCAUCUUUGAAGGUUUUGUGCUUCCUGGUUUUUAUACUCUUCUUCUGAUGGUGAUACUUGGUUCAUUAGCUUUCUUGGCAGAGAUAACUGUAGCACGUGCACUUCAGCUUGAGAAAACCAGCAAAGUUGUGAAUAUUCUGUAUCUUCAGGCUGCUUCAACUCAAUUGCUUGGAAUGAGCUUAUCUAGAAUAGUUCCAACAUUUGGUAGACUAGUUGGCUGUACACUUAUCUUGAUUUCAGCAUGUUGUACUAUGUACGUUGGACCCGAAAAAGAGGUUGAUUGAAACAUUUUGUUGUUGAACUCAAUCUGUCGAGGAUAUAUUCACCCCAAUUCGGUGCAGAAAAGACUCUUUUGUGCUUGCCUUCAUGCCAAAAGGGUUUCAAUACCACCUGUGACUUUACAGCUCCUACCUGCGUAUCAGCGACAGCUUUAUUGUGCAAAAUAGAGAUGACAAGGAUAUCAAUAUAGACUGUACUAUAGAAUUUGUGACCAUCUUGUAUUUUUUUUACUCUGGGGGGAGUUUUGCAGGCAACAGCUUAACAACGUGCUAAUUUUGCUGCUUGCUCAUUUUUGCAUCUUCUUGUCCUAAUUCAAAACGAUUUUUUAA